Messenger RNA from Dibothriocephalus latus, 900 nucleotides. The record is from the annotation of a GenBank genome assembly. NCBI's taxonomy places the organism in Eukaryota, Metazoa, Platyhelminthes, Cestoda, Diphyllobothriidea, Diphyllobothriidae.
AUGACCCCGAAGGCCUCAAUCGGUCUAGACACCCCACAGCAGCAAGACUACACCUAUCGCCGACCUCGUUUUCUGCCCCAUGUACAGUGGGAGCAGUUUGUCGCGGGCUUGGCCGGCGGAGCGACGAGUACGUUGGUUUUGCACCCUUUAGAUCUGGCCAAGAUUCGCCUUCAAGUCAACGAAGGCACCGGUGCAGUCGCUGCCCGCCCGCGAAGUACUCGUUUGAUCGGCACCUUAAGCGAAGUAUAUAAAGCUCGCGGUCCUCUUGGCCUAUAUCAAGGCAUCACACCCAACCUCCUAGGAGCGGCAUCUGCAUGGGGCCUCUACUUUUUUAUUUAUGGGGCCAUAAAGGACCAUGCUCAGCAGGGGGACUCCUCGCGUAAGCUGAACAAGUUGGAAUAUCUCGGAUACGCUUACCUUUCGGGAUGUAUUGUGUUGUCUUUGGCAAAUCCGCUCUGGGUAGUGAAGACGAGGAUGUGUCUGCAAUAUGAAACCUUAGCUAAUCAACGAGUUCCUACUCUGACUACCUGGGGCCACCUGGUCUCGUUAUGGCGACUAGAGGGUGUAAAGGGCCUGUAUCGUGGUUUCGUCCCGGCUCUCAUGGGCAAGAGCAACCUGGCUAUUCAAUUUCUUCUCUACGAGGAGAUGCGCAACUAUUAUAACGGAACCUACUUCCAGCGGCCCAUUGAUACUCACCUGGCUAUUGCCGUCGCGGCAGCCUUUCCGUUUCAACUCUUGAGAUCACGCCUUCAGGAACAGCAUCGGAGUUACGCCGGUAUCGUGGAUGUCAUAACUUCUAUAUGGAGACUUUAUGUUGAAUGGCAGUAUCAAUCGUCAUGGUUCUGCCUCAGGCUCUCAACUCCUGGCGAGGAGAACGGAGCUAAUCUCGUCAAAAGCUAG